This is a messenger RNA of Rattus rattus (black rat), 1818 nucleotides long. It is a transcript of the gene Sctr, whose product is annotated as secretin receptor. NCBI's taxonomy places the organism in Eukaryota, Metazoa, Chordata, Mammalia, Rodentia, Muridae. The record is from RefSeq and is a predicted model, not a curated record. The transcript is spliced from 13 exons. Gene Ontology annotation, cellular component: plasma membrane. The coding region runs from base 213 to 1562 and encodes 449 amino acids. Gene Ontology annotation, biological process: adenylate cyclase-modulating G protein-coupled receptor signaling pathway; brain development; cell surface receptor signaling pathway. Gene Ontology annotation, molecular function: peptide hormone binding; secretin receptor activity; G protein-coupled peptide receptor activity.
UUUGUUAACAGUCUCGCCACCUCCUUCAGGGAGCAGCAGCCUCAAGCCUGGCUGUGGAUCUGAUCGGAUUGGGUAGGUCCAGCCAUGGUCUCUCUGGGCUUGGGGGUCGCCCAGGGUCCUGGACCACGUGCAGGUCGCUGAGCUGGACGCAGAACCGGCCACCAAGCUCCUGAAGGGGCCAGAACGCAAAGGGGAGCAACAGUGGGCGGAGCAUGGUCAGCACCAUGAGACCCCGGCUGUCCCUGCUUCUGCUGAGGCUGUUGCUGCUCACCAAUGCAGCGCACACCGUUGGAGUUCCGCCCCGACUGUGUGACGUGCGGCGUGUGCUGCUUGAGGAACGGGCCCACUGCCUACAGCAACUCUCCAAAGAGAAGAAAGGAGCACUGGGCCCGGAGACAGCAUCAGGCUGUGAGGGGCUUUGGGACAACAUGAGCUGCUGGCCCUCCUCUGCACCAGCACGGACAGUGGAAGUGCAGUGCCCGAAGUUCCUCCUGAUGCUCUCAAACAGAAAUGGGUCUCUGUUCCGGAACUGCACACAAGAUGGAUGGUCAGAAACCUUUCCCAGGCCUGACCUGGCCUGUGGGGUCAACAUAAACAACUCCUUUAAUGAGAGACGGCAUGCGUACCUGCUGAAACUCAAGGUCAUGUACACUGUAGGCUACAGUUCCUCCUUGGCCAUGCUCCUGGUCGCCCUCAGCAUCCUGUGCUCUUUCCGGAGGCUGCACUGCACUCGCAACUACAUCCACAUGCACCUGUUCGUGUCCUUCAUCCUGCGCGCCCUGUCCAACUUCAUCAAGGACGCCGUACUCUUCUCCUCGGACGACGUCACCUACUGUGAUGCCCAUAAGGUGGGCUGCAAGCUGGUCAUGAUCUUCUUCCAGUACUGCAUCAUGGCCAACUACGCAUGGCUGCUGGUGGAGGGCCUCUACCUUCACACGCUCCUUGCCAUCUCCUUCUUCUCAGAAAGGAAGUACCUGCAGGCCUUUGUGCUCCUCGGAUGGGGUUCUCCAGCCAUUUUUGUUGCUUUGUGGGCUAUCACCAGGCACUUUCUAGAAAAUACUGGAUGCUGGGACAUCAACUCCAAUGCUUCCAUCUGGUGGGUCAUUCGAGGGCCUGUGAUUCUGUCCAUCCUGAUCAAUUUUAUCUUCUUCAUAAACAUUCUAAGAAUCCUGAUGAGAAAACUUAGAACACAAGAAACAAGAGGAAGUGAAACAAACCAUUAUAAGCGCCUGGCCAAGUCCACCCUCCUGCUGAUCCCACUCUUUGGCAUCCACUACAUUGUCUUCGCCUUCUCCCCAGAGGACGCCAUGGAGGUCCAGCUGUUCUUCGAACUGGCCCUGGGCUCCUUCCAGGGGCUGGUGGUAGCUGUCCUUUACUGCUUCCUCAAUGGUGAGGUGCAGUUGGAAGUUCAGAAAAAAUGGCGCCAGUGGCACCUUCAAGAGUUCCCGCUGCGCCCUGUGGCCCUCAACAACUCCUUCAGCAACGCCACCAACGGCCCCACCCACAGCACCAAGGCUAGCACUGAGCAGAGCCGGAGCAUCCCCGGGGCCAGUAUCAUCUGAGGCUGCGGCAAGGCGCCAGCGGACGAAGGGUUGGAUAUUCGGUAGGACGGACAUCUGUCUGAUAGCCAUCUCGUGCUCGGCCGGCUGAACAGGCUUGUCCCUCGGGUCCGAGCUUCCUCGGAGAUCCAGCAAGAGGAGACUACUAGGUCAUCGCGGAGCAGGGAACGGACCCAUGACUUGGUUUUUCUUGUUCUUCUAAGAAGAGCAAUUCAGCAGCUCCAGAAGGGGCAGGGGAAUAAAAUGACAGCCAGAGAAA